CCAGAACCUCAUGGGCUGAAGAGGACUGGAAGUACUCUGGCCUGCUGAGAGGCCAGAGUGGGUGGAUACAGGUUUACCUGAGGGGAAGGCGGCCUACUGCCUGUCAGCUAGCUGAAACCACUGACUCGGGACUGCAGGCUGCCCCGCUCCCAACACCCACCAGCCUGUCUCAGCAGGGACAACAGGCAUCCCACCAUGGUGAAUGAGACGGCCUCCUCCGGGAGCAGGCGGUCCAGCAGCAGCAGCAGCGGCGGCAGCGAGGGCUCCAAGGACAGCUCGCGAUGUUCCACGCCCGGGCUGGACGCCGAGAGGCACGAGCGACUGCGGGACAAAAUGCGCAGGAGGAUGGACUCCGGGGACAAAUGGUUCUCCUUGGAGUUCUUCCCGCCCCGCACGGCUCAGGGAGCUGUCAAUCUCAUCUCCAGGUUUGACCAGAUGGGGGCGGGAGGGCCCCUCUUUGUGGAUGUGACCUGGCACCCGGCGGGCGACCCCGGCUCGGACAAGGAGACCUCGUCCAUGAUCAUCGCCAACACGGCGGUGGACUACUGCGGCCUGGAGACCGUGCUGCACAUGACUUGCUGUCACCAGACCAGGGACGAGAUCACCCGCCACCUGCACAAAGCCAAGCGGCUGGGGCUCAAGAACAUCAUGGCCCUAAGGGGUGACCCCAUAGGUGACGAGUGGGAGGAGGAGGAGGGUGGCUUCAAUCACGCCGUGGACUUGGUGAAGCACAUCCGCAGCGAGUUUGGCGAUUACUUUGAUGUCUGCGUGGCAGGUUACCCCAAAGGCCACCCCGAGGCCGAGAGCUUCGAGGCCGACCUGCAGCACCUGAAGGAGAAGGUGGUGGCCGGAGCGGACUUCAUCAUCACGCAGCUCUUCUUCCAGGCUGAGACCUUCAUCCGCUUCACCAAAGCCUGCGCCGCCAUCGGCAUCACCUGCCCCAUCCUCCCCGGCAUCUUCCCCAUCCAGGGCUACCACUCCCUCAGGCAGCUGGUGAAGCUGUCCAAGCUGGAGGUGCCCCAGGAGAUCACAGCCGUGAUCGAGCCCAUCAAGGACAACGACGCCGCCAUCCGCAACUACGGCAUCGAGUUGGCCGUGACCAUGUGCCGGGAGCUGCUGGUCAGCGGCGUGGUCUCCGGCCUCCACUUCUACACUCUGAACCGCGAGGUGGCCACGGUGGAGGUGCUGAAGCGUCUGGGCAUCUGGAACGAGGAUCCCAGACGCCCCCUGCCCUGGGCCGUCAGCGCACACCCCAAGCGCCGGGUGGAGGACGUGCGGCCCAUCUUCUGGGCCUCCAGACCCAAGAGCUACAUCUACCGCACCCAGGACUGGGACGAGUUCCCUAACGGCCGCUGGGGAAACUCCUCCUCCCCAGCCUUUGGCGAACUGAAGGACUAUUACCUGUUCUGCCUGAAGAGCAAGUCCCCCAAGGAGGAGCUGCUGAAGAUGUGGGGCCAGGAGCUGACCAGCGAAGAGAGCGUGUUUGAGGUCUUUGCCUACUAUCUCUCUGGGGAGCCCAACCAGAAUGGCUACAAAGUGACCUGCCUGCCCUGGAACGAUGAGCCACUGGCGGCUGAGACCAGCCUGCUGAAGGAGGAGCUGCAGAAAGUGAACCGCCGGGGCAUCCUCACCAUCAACUCACAGCCCAACAUCAACGGAAAGCCGUCGGCUGACCCCGUGGUGGGCUGGGGGCCCAGCGGUGGCUACGUCUUCCAGAAGGCCUAUCUGGAGUUCUUCACCUCCAGCGAGACGGUGGCGGCCCUUCUCAAAGUACUGAAGAAGUACGAGCUGCGAGUCAACUACCACAUCGUCAACGUCAAGGGCAAGAAUAUCACCAAUGCCCCUGACAUGCAGCCCAAUGCAGUGACCUGGGGCAUCUUCCCAGGGCGAGAGAUCAUCCAGCCGACGGUGGUCGAUCCUGUCAGUUUCAUGUCCUGGAAGGACGAGGCCUUUGCCCUGUGGAUUGAGCAGUGGGGAAAGCUGUAUGAGGAGGAGUCCCCGUCCCGAAUGAUCAUCCAGUACAUCCACGACAACUACCACCUCGUCAACCUGGUAGACAACGAGUUUCCCCUGGACAACUGCCUGUGGCAGGUGGUAGAAGACACGUUUAAGCUUCUCAACGAGCCGGCCCAGCAAGAAUGAGUUUUCCUGGACCUGGAAGGGAAUGAGUCUUCCUGGGCCUGCCAGAGCCCCAGACCUCAGUAGCACAGAAGUCCGUUCUCCGCCAGCUAACUGCUGCGACUGGAGGGAAUUGACAGGAAAACCUCGCCAGACCCGGUGGGUAAGUAGCAUCCUCUUUCCCGUCCUGGGCACCCGGCUGGGACUGUGCAAACGGACCACCAGCCUACUCUUGGUCCACAGCAGCCUCUCCUGGGGUCCAGGCACAGCCAGAAGAAAGGUGGGAGGACAGAAGGGGAGCCAGAACUCCCGGCUCCUUUCCCAGCCCCAUCUCUGGCCCCAUUCCCCGACCAGUAUCCGAGAGCCCAGCAUCGGUCUUCCCCUCUCCAACUCUCGGGCCGGAGAGGCGGGUAGAGGGGUUCGAACAUUAUCGUGGCAACGCAAGAGCCUCGCUCCUGAGGCGGCCGGCACUUACACCCGACAGCGGGUGCUUUUAUUUGCCCUAACUUAAGCUGUUGGUCUGGGAUCUUCCUGACUCCACAGAUGGGAGGUGGGGUAGGGGGGAGAUCAGCCAGCAUGGGUUGGAAGCGUCUCUCCAGCUCUUCUGUGUGCCUGGUUCUUUGUUGCCAGCCAGGGGCGUGGAAAAGCACUGAACGACUAUUUUUCAAGGGCAGACCUGAAGCUCAGCACACAGACACACUGCCUCAGGGGCCUUGGCCCCACCCCUCUCUUCUGCCGCCCCGCCAGGCGGCCUUCCCUCCUCCCCCUUCCUGGCCCGUGUAGGGUCACUUCUCAAACCUCCAUAGAAACCACACUGUCCUUCUGCAGAGACUCAUGGGAGUCGUCGGCCUUGCCCUAGGUCUAAUGUUUUCUCUUUUCAGCCACCAGCACUCAACGUUUCAGGAGUGGUGGUGGUGGCAGCAGCAGGGAGCUUGCCCCAGUGGUCCUGGGGCAGGCAUGGGUUAAAGGGAAACCGUCAGUGAGGGCCCCCCUUCCCCCCAGGCCAUCCAGCACAGCUGGCUCUUACACCUGCUGCCUGGUAAGCAGCUCGGGUCAAAGGACAGCCACCCCAUGCACGACUCAGUGAGGUGCCAAUGGACAGAGGCAGCUGCAAGCAGGGAGAACUCAGGCUAAAGACAGCCUCCCCCUUCCUUCCCACCCCAGCCAGGUGCCAUCCAGCCCUCAGCUGCCCAAACGGGGAAGACGGGAGGGUUAAGGGGAAACUGAAGCCAGAGAAGAGCCUGGGUAACAAGGGAAUUUUAUUGUCAACGACAGGUCAUGGGUUCUGCAUCCUGAAUGCUGCUCAUUCUAUUAAAAUGCACUUGGAUAAGAUGG
Tachyglossus aculeatus (Australian echidna) is the source of this 3453-nucleotide messenger RNA. RefSeq names its product methylenetetrahydrofolate reductase (gene MTHFR). Gene Ontology annotation, molecular function: FAD binding; methylenetetrahydrofolate reductase [NAD(P)H] activity. Bases 196 to 2142 code for a protein of 648 amino acids. Gene Ontology annotation, cellular component: cytosol. NCBI's taxonomy places the organism in Eukaryota, Metazoa, Chordata, Mammalia, Monotremata, Tachyglossidae. Gene Ontology annotation, biological process: tetrahydrofolate interconversion. The record is from RefSeq and is a predicted model, not a curated record. The transcript has 14 exons.